UUUUUCUCUUUGUUAAUUCAAAGUUUGGACAUUCAUUUGCAGACUGGGACUUAUUGGAUUUACAUGUACCCAAAAGGCCUAACGGACCUCCUUCUGAUCAUGAAGGAGAAAUACGGAAACCCACCCAUCUUCAUCACUGAGAACGGAAUCGCUGACGUGGACGGCGACGAAACCAUGCCAGAUCCGUUGGAUGACUGGAAAAGGCUAGACUACCUCCAGCGCCACAUCUCAGCAGUCAAGGACGCAAUAGACCAAGGCGCAGACGUACGGGGCCACUUCACCUGGGGUUUGAUUGACAACUUCGAGUGGGGCAGCGGCUACAGCUCACGUUUCGGCCUCGUCUACAUUGACAAAAAUGACGGCUUCAAGCGCAAGCUCAAGAAGUCAGCCAAGUGGUUCGCCAAGUUCAACGCCGUCCCAAAACACUUGCUUGGUACUACCAAGCCAACUGGGCAAGCUCCCGUGUGACGGAGAAGCAAUGUUAUGUUCAAAUAAAUAAUCCAAUGCUCAAUGCAUGGUAUGCAGUUUGAAGAAUAAGUAAUCCAAUGGAUGCAAUAAAAUGAAGGAAUGUGGCCAUUUACUACCAGUGAUGUUGAAUUAGUAGCAUUGACUCCAGAGGGUGUAGCUCUUCAACAUCCCGCUCUGGCUUCUGGUUUGUUUUCUUUAUGUUGGGCUUACCUGUGUUGCAGCCCAGCCCAAAUUAUUUCCUUUUUGCUUGGUGAACCUUCGUAUUCGAUAACUAUGUAUUUGUGGAACUCGCCGACUUAUCUAUAAAGUGGGGCUUCAUGCCUGUUUU
Triticum dicoccoides is the source of this 796-nucleotide messenger RNA. RefSeq names its product 4-hydroxy-7-methoxy-3-oxo-3,4-dihydro-2H-1,4-benzoxazin-2-yl glucoside beta-D-glucosidase 1d, chloroplastic-like. The record is from RefSeq and is a predicted model, not a curated record. Bases 64 to 468 code for a protein of 134 amino acids. Lineage: Eukaryota; Viridiplantae; Streptophyta; Magnoliopsida; Poales; Poaceae. The transcript has 3 exons. Gene Ontology annotation, molecular function: beta-glucosidase activity. Gene Ontology annotation, biological process: carbohydrate metabolic process.